UAUUUUUUAGAUUCCCUGAUUUUAAUAUCAAACCAUGCGCCUCACUUUGGAUGUUCUCUUCAAAAUUUAAAGGUAACAAAAGAAACAAGAUUUGGAUUAGCAUCUAAAAUAACAUUUAAAUGUAAUAUGUGUCUUUCUACUGAGACUGUGACAACAGUUGAAGAUUUCGAAGAAAUCAAUAAAAGUGCUGUCUUUGGCAUUACUAACGUUGGGUCAGGAUAUGCACAUUUAAAUGAAUUCAAUUCUUCUUUAAAUAUACCAACAUUAUCCUCUAAAACAUAUAACAAGAUACAGGAUAACUUAUCGGACCUUUGGGAAGAAGCGGCCCUAGAAGAAAUGGCAAAAGCUGCCAACGAAGAAAAAAGAUUAGCAAUAGAAUGCGGCGAACUAAGUAAAGACGGUAUCCCUUUAGUUACAGUCGUUUGUGAUGGUGUUUGGGCUAAAAGGUCAUACAGAAUGAACUAUAAUUCAUUUAGUGGGGCUGCUGCAAUUGUGGGUUUCAAAACAAAAAAAGUACUAUUUUUAACAGUGAGAAAUAAAUUUUGCAUCAUCUGCAAAAAAUAUUCCACUGAUACACCACAACAUAAUUGUUACAAAAAUUGGAACGGUUCCUCAAGUGCUAUGGAAGCUAACAUUAUUGCUGAAGGAUUUAUUAAGAGUAUUGAAAUGUAUGGAUUAAUUUUUAAUAAAAUGGUUGCCGAUGGAGAUAGCAGCUGCUAUGAUGCUAUAUUGCAAAAGGAUCCAUAUAAAAAUUUUGAUAUUUCUGUUCAGAAGGUGGAGUGCCGAAAUCACUUGCUGAGAAAUUAUCUCAGAAAAAUAAGAGGCCUGACUCAACAAAAGGAUUCUGGGCCUUUGCAACUCCGAAAAGAAGUGAAGUAUGAAAUUAUAAAUCAACAGUAUGAAAUUAUAAAUAAAUCAAUUACCUACGUUACACGUCCAUGAAGUGAUAAUUAAAGUAGGUACUCGUUUAGAUGUUCUUGACUCGGCUCCUUGAUCGCAUAUAAGAUCUACUCGUAUCAGUUCGCAUAUAAGAUCAAUUAAUGAAAACCACAAUUGGUAUUAUCAAAUUCAAGGUCAAUUGCAUGUUACAAAAAUGGAUUUUUGCUACCUUUGCGUUUGGACUCCAAAAGGAAUAAAAAUAGAAAAGAAUCCAAGAAACCAGGUAUUCUGGACCCAAAAAAUGGAAGAAAAAAUAAAAAUAUUUUAUUUGGAGUAUGUUUUGCCUGAAAUUGUUGACAGCAGGGUU
Diabrotica virgifera virgifera (western corn rootworm) is the source of this 1246-nucleotide messenger RNA. RefSeq lists its product as uncharacterized. The record is from RefSeq and is a predicted model, not a curated record. Lineage: Eukaryota; Metazoa; Arthropoda; Insecta; Coleoptera; Chrysomelidae. Bases 127 to 942 code for a protein of 271 amino acids. The transcript has 2 exons.